This is a messenger RNA of Necator americanus (New World hookworm), 906 nucleotides long. RefSeq lists its product as uncharacterized. The record is from RefSeq and is a predicted model, not a curated record. The coding region runs from base 1 to 906 and encodes 301 amino acids. The transcript has a single exon. Lineage: Eukaryota; Metazoa; Nematoda; Chromadorea; Rhabditida; Ancylostomatidae.
AUGGAAAGAUGUUCCCCUGUCCUCAACACUGCCAAUGGGGUAGCUGUCGGUGAAGCAACCCUUCCAAUUUGGAAGAAACACUUCAAGACCUUGCUGAACCGGCUAGCACCGUCAGCUCCUGAACUCGAGCACGUUCAUAGACCGACGUAUGCGGUUAACGAGAAGCCACCGACCGAUUCGGAGGUUCUAGUCUGUAUUCAACGAUGGAGUUUGAGAAGGCACGGCUGUAUUCAAAAAAUGAAGAAUGGAAAAUCUGAUGGAGAUGAUGGGAUUAGCGCAAAAAUGCUAAAAUAUCCCCCUCCGUCUGGGAUUCGUGAGAUGACCAAGAUUUUCCGUUCAAUAUGGAUAGACGAAAGAAUACUUGACUCGUGGAGACACGCUAUCAUAGUUUCCCUCCACAAGAAGUUAUCCGUCACGGACUCUGGGUAUUAUCGAGGAAUCUCUUUGCUGCGUGUUAUUUACAAGAUAUUGGAGCGCAUUACCCUGGGCCGACUCAUUAAACAUCGCGAAAAAACAACGCGCGAAGAGCAGGCUGGCUUUCGUCCUGGCCGAUCUACGAUUGACCAGGUGUUUAUCGUCAGGAGAGUGAUCGAAAUCUGGCAGCGGUAUUCGAAGCCAAUGCAACUAGAGUUUCUGGACUUUGAAGCCGCGCUCAACUCUCCUCACCGAGGCCGUCUUCUCAACGCGCUCUGCGCCGAUAGAGUACCAGGAAAGUUCGUUCGCUUGCUGGAUGACAUGAAUCAACGAACAGCUGCUGCAGUUCGAACACCAGCCGGAUGUACAACACCGUUUGAAGUGGUAACUAGAGUAAAACAAGGGGCAGUGGCAAGACCUUUCCUGUUCAAUUUCGCAAUCGACGACAUUAUGCGAAGAACAGUCGACCAGUGUCCACCGACAUUGUCUUAG